Messenger RNA from Zingiber officinale, 3091 nucleotides. RefSeq names its product leucine--tRNA ligase, chloroplastic/mitochondrial-like. Gene Ontology annotation, cellular component: cytosol. Gene Ontology annotation, molecular function: leucine-tRNA ligase activity; ATP binding; aminoacyl-tRNA deacylase activity. Bases 95 to 2950 code for a protein of 951 amino acids. Gene Ontology annotation, biological process: leucyl-tRNA aminoacylation. The transcript is spliced from 20 exons. The record is from RefSeq and is a predicted model, not a curated record. NCBI's taxonomy places the organism in Eukaryota, Viridiplantae, Streptophyta, Magnoliopsida, Zingiberales, Zingiberaceae.
AUCGAGGGAGCCGCUGCCUCUACAUUCCUCUUAUCGCGAUAUCCAUUCCAACACUCGAGUUUUAGCUCCUCGUUCUCUAUCUCUCCGAUCGAGAAUGCAAACGCAAACGCAAACGCAGCCGCGAGCAGCUUUAAGAUUCCGAGUUCUCCCCUCGACCGCCUACACUCCUCGCCUCCCCUUCGUUGUCUUCUUCCCACGAAACCGAUGGCCUGCUCGUGUCUGGUGCACGGCCGCCGAGAACGGCGGCUUCCUUGGCGAGCAGAAGCAACUUCAGAUGCCGCAUAAGAAGGCGUACCCUUUCGAUGAGAUAGAACCUCGGUGGCAGCGUUUCUGGGAGGAGAAUAACACGUUUCGAACACCCGAGGUGGUUGACACUUCAACGCCCAAAUGUUACAUCCUCGACAUGUUCCCCUACCCUAGUGGAGCUGGAUUACAUGUUGGCCAUCCCCUUGGAUAUACUGCCACUGACAUACUCUCGAGAUAUAAGCGUAUGAAAGGCUUCAACGUUUUACAUCCAAUGGGAUGGGAUGCAUUUGGUCUUCCUGCUGAGCAAUAUGCCAUCGAGACUGGAACCCAUCCAAGGAUUACAACCAAGCAAAAUAUCAAAAGAUUUCGUUCCCAGCUCAAGUCAUUAGGUUUCUCGUAUGAUUGGGAUCGUGAACUGUCAACCACUGAACCUGAAUACUAUAAAUGGACACAGUGGAUUUUUCUUCAACUGUUUAAGAAAGGACUUGCAUAUCAGGCUGAAAUACCUGUUAAUUGGUGUCCUGCACUUGGCACUGUCUUGGCGAAUGAAGAAGUGAUCAAUGGUGUUAGUGAACGAGGGGGGCAUCCUGUUGUAAGAAGGCCAAUGCGCCAAUGGAUUCUCAAGAUUACUGCCUAUGCUGAUCGCCUUUUGGAAGAUUUAGAUGAACUUGAUUGGCCUGAAAGCAUCAAGGAAAUGCAAAGAAAUUGGAUAGGCCGAUCUGAAGGUGCUGAGCUCGAGUUUCAUGUAGUUGAUUCUGAAGGAUGUGACCUGGGUCUAGAGUUAUCUGUAUAUACAACCAGACCAGACACCAUAUUUGGUGUAACAUUUCUGGUUGUGGCACCUGAGUACCUGUUCUUGUCAUCACUAGCAUCUGAAGCCCAGCAUGACAUAGUGGAGCAAUACAGGGAGGUUGCUUUGAGAAAAAGUGAUCUUGAGAGAACUGAUCUUCAAAAAGAAAAAACUGGAGUUUUUAGUGGUUCGUAUGCUAUGAAUCCAGCUAAUGGAGAAGCCAUUCCAAUAUGGGUGGCAGAUUAUGUUUUAGGAAGCUAUGGUACUGGGGCAAUAAUGGCUGUGCCUGCACAUGAUUCUCGUGAUCAUGAGUUUGCAUUAAAGUAUGAUAUUCCCAUUGUUAGGGUUGUGAUUGGUACUGAUAAAAAUCAUCAUAAUAGAGAACCAUAUGUAGAUGAUGGAAUCAUGAUCAACUCCUCAAAUUCAUCCUCUGGCUUGGAUAUCAAUGGUUUAUCAUGCAAAGAUGCUGCUGCAAAAGUAAUAAAUUGGCUUGAGAUUACUGGUUAUGGCAAAAAAAAGGUAAAUUACAAGCUGAGGGAUUGGCUUUUUGCUCGACAACGCUAUUGGGGCGAACCAUUUCCUGUGAUUUAUCUGGAUGAUAGUGGUGAAGUAGUUCCUUUACCAGAAAAAGAGCUGCCUGUAGUACUCCCAGAGUUGGAUGACUUCAAUCCCACAGGAACAGGGGAACCUCCAUUAGCAAAAGCAACUUCGUGGGUGAAUACUGCAGAUCCAAUUUCUGGAAGGCCUGCAAGACGGGAAACAAAUACAAUGCCGCAAUGGGCUGGCUCAUGCUGGUAUUAUUUAAGAUUUAUGGACCCAAAAAAUUCCAAAGCAUUGGUUGACAAAGACAAAGAAAGGUACUGGGGUCCUGUUGACAUCUAUGUUGGUGGAGCUGAGCAUUCUGUCCUGCAUUUGCUUUAUGCUAGGUUUUGGCACAAGCUCCUGUAUGAUAUAGGUGUUGUUUCUUCCAAGGAACCAUUCAAGUGCCUUAUAAAUCAAGGGCUAAUACUUGGCGAAGUAGAGUAUACAGCUUUGAGAGAUCCACAAGGGAAUUUAGUUUCUGCUGAUUCAACUGUCAUCAGAGACAAUUAUUAUCAAGAAAAAGUACCUGCGGAGAAGGUGUCUAAAGUUGGUGAUUUUUAUGUUAUAAAGGAUGAUCCUAGUAUUCGUUUAAUUGCUCGAGCCUACAAAAUGAGUAAAAGUAGAGGAAAUGUUAUCAAUCCAGAUGAUGUUGUUUCUGAGUAUGGUGCUGAUUCUCUUCGCUUAUAUGAAAUGUUCAUGGGUCCAUUAAGAGAUUCAAAGACAUGGAGUACUGGAGGAAUUGAAGGAGUGCAUAGGUUUCUAGCUAGGAUUUGGAGGUUGAUCGUAGGCCCCAAUUUAUCCGAUGGAUCGUAUAGCGAUGGGUCAGUUGCCACUGAUGAUGAACCUAGCUUGGAUCAACUGAGAGCUCUUCAUAGAUGUAUUGCAAAGGUAACCGAAGAAAUAGAAGAAACAAGGCUCAAUACAGGAAUCUCUGCAAUGAUGGAAUUCAUAAAUGCUGCUUACAAGUGGGAUGACCAACCAAAAUCAAUCUUGGAGCCAUUUGUUUUAUUGCUUUCACCUUUUGCACCUCACAUGGCUGAGGAACUCUGGUUUCGAUUAGGACACCAGGAGACUCUUGCAUAUGAGCAAUUUCCUGAGGCUCAAAAUGAGUUCUUGAAAGAUUCGAGCAUAGUACUGCCUGUUCAGAUCAAUGGGAAAACUAGAGGCACAAUCAUUGUCGACGAAUCGUGCCCUGAAGAUGAUGCAUUCAGAUUAGCAACACAAGAUAAGAAGCUUUCCAAAUAUCUAUUAGGGAAGACGAUAAAAAGGAAAAUUUAUGUUCCCGGACGGAUCUUAAAUGUGAUCCUGGACCAACAGAAAGUCAGUCAAUGAUACUCCCAACAAGCAUUAGAUGGUUCUACAGUAGAAUAUACUUUUUUUUUUUUGUCUACUCCUAGAGAUAUCAUUACUUCAUUGUGCAAUUGUGAGCAAUAUUGUGGCUCUUCUUAAUUAAUGAAAAAAAAUUUUAAUUAA